Molecule: messenger RNA, 831 nt
Organism: Penicillium vulpinum
Lineage: Eukaryota; Fungi; Ascomycota; Eurotiomycetes; Eurotiales; Aspergillaceae
Exons: 2
Coding region: 1-831 (276 amino acids)
Molecular function (GO): oxidoreductase activity, acting on the CH-OH group of donors, NAD or NADP as acceptor
Source: RefSeq, a predicted model, not a curated record
AUGCCGUCCUUGAAAGCUUUCACAGUCAUCAAACUGACAACACCCUACGAUGAGGCUAUCAAAGGCGUUACCUACGUCAUUCACCUCGCCUUACCUCUCCCUUCGCCGUUCCUGGACCCACAGACGGGCAUCUACAAGCCAAAUAUCAAGAGUGUGAGCACCCUACUUGUAUCCGCAUCCAAGGAGCCAUCGGUGAAGAAGAUUGUCAUCACGUCUUCGGUCUUUGCAAACAUCCCCUUCCCUCCCGACCCAAGCCAGGAAAUCACGACUAGGAGCAGAUUGCCUAACCUGCCGAGACCGUUUGACUCAAUGCUCCCCGCAUACAGUGCCGGCAAGGCCGCAGCGCUGAACUUCACCGAGAACUUCAUCAAGGAGAAGGAGCCCUCCUUCGCCGUUGUCACCGUCCUCCCUGGUUUCGUCUUCGGCCGGGAUGACAGAGCUCUAGAUGUCAAGGAUCUCUAUGCUGGAACCAAUCGCAUCCUUCUGGGAGCCAUCACUGGGCAGUCUGCUGCUAGCCCUAUGCCAGCAGGUGCCACCCAUGUGGAUGAUGCCGCCAAGGUACAUCUAGCAGGAUUGAAAGAAGGCAUUGCUGGCAGCUUCGGCAUCACGACGGUCCACAACUUCAAUGAUGCCUGGAAAGCCGUUGAGAAGCACUUUUCCGAAGCUGUUGCUGACGGGACAUUCACGCAGGGAAAUCAGCCAACUGUGCCCGUUAAUUGGAAUGCUCAUCAGACCGAGAUUGAUCUCGAGUUCACUUUCAAGACCUAUGAGGACAUGGUUGUUGACGUUGCCGGCCAGUACCUUGAGUUGUCAGGCAACAAGGGGAAUUAA